Messenger RNA from Ornithodoros turicata, 1989 nucleotides. RefSeq names its product tubulin polymerization-promoting protein homolog (gene ringer). Gene Ontology annotation, cellular component: microtubule. Gene Ontology annotation, molecular function: tubulin binding. The transcript is spliced from 5 exons. Bases 246 to 1130 code for a protein of 294 amino acids. NCBI's taxonomy places the organism in Eukaryota, Metazoa, Arthropoda, Arachnida, Ixodida, Argasidae. The record is from RefSeq and is a predicted model, not a curated record. Gene Ontology annotation, biological process: microtubule polymerization; microtubule bundle formation; positive regulation of protein polymerization.
CACCACACUCUUCUAAGAGCUUGCUAAGAGGGCUAAACGAUCGGAGAGGGAAAUGUAUAGGUUAGUACGACCUACAAGUUGGCAUAAAACACUUUGCAAUCAUUAUACGCCGUGCGAAGUCGGGGGGAGCCAGAAAUCAGUCAGACGCCGGUGGAUCUACCGACACUAUAGCGCUGCGCUGCGCACUUCGUAUUAUGAGAGCACCCCGAAUCAUGUCCCAUAGUUGUACCUUUAUCGCAUCGUGAAUGGCAAAGCUGAAGAAGAGGUCAGAACGGCGGUUAAUGCUCAUGCCAGAACACUACGACGAUAUGGAGCGUACAGAUGGCGAUGAAUCGGAGUCUUCACGAUCCUCGGCGGAGGCUCCAAGAGAAGAUAUUUGCUGUUCCAUAACCAGUCUACAAGAUCACUUCCGCGUCCUGCAGGCUAAUAUCGUCGACGAAGUCCGCAGGGCGAUUCGCGAAGAAUUUGACGACUUUCGUGUCGCAAAACCGAAGGAGACCGCGAUGGGGACGAGACCACCCGGAGACCGAAAGCCGGGACGCACUGCGCUUCAUCGCUGCGCUGGUGACGUGAGCUCUCAUGCUGAAAAUAUAAAGAUGGCCACCCCUCCAGGAUCUCCGACGCCUGGGUCUCCGCAGCCCACAGCUUCGUUUGAGGCCCAGUUCAAAGCGUUCGCCAAGUUCGGCGACAGUAAAAGCACCGGCGAAGCCAUUACCCUGUCCAAUAGCGACAAGUGGUUCAAACAAGGCAAAGUUAUCGACGGCAAGAAGAUCACCACCACGGACACCGGAAUCUACUUCAAACAAGUGGCAAAGACGAAGAAAGCUCUGGCUAUAAAAGACUACGAACAGUUCCUGCAAAUUAUUGGCAAGAACAAGAAAGUGGAAGUUGAAGAUAUCAAGCAGAAAUUACGUACCUGCGGACCGCCCGCGACGACUAGAACAACGCCUGUAGCCACAGGAGGAGCCGUGGCACGGUUAACGGACCACACUAAGUACACUGGGACGCACAAGCAGAGGUUCGACGACACGGGUAAAGGCAAGGGAAAGGACGGCCGUGAAGAUCCCCCUGAUGAGUCGGGCUACGUCACAGGCUACAAGGACCAAGGGAAUUAUGACAAAACCCACUGAGCUGCGUCUCCGACUGUACAUAACCCUUCCGGCAGUGUUGCGUUCCUUGUGUUAGACAUAUCGUGCAUGAAGCAUCGUGCGUCAUUGAAGUUUCGCUGUGAAGCAGAUUAUCUGCUUCUUUUCACGCUUCCUUAGCUUAAUUGUUAAAUGACUUACUUUACCUUGUCCACCGUAGGAACGUUUGAUGAUGGUUCGAUUCUUCUCCAGAUAGGAGCAAAACAAAAAAAAUCUAAACGUGUGAUUGAACCAAAAUGGGAACGGUUUUUACAAAGAAGGCAAGGUGUGCAGAAAAUAGGAGAUUGCUUCAACUAAUUGGAUAUGUAGGUACUGCAAGGUGCGUUAUAAGAAUGGUUCUACUGAAAAUUCGGUGCAAUAAUUUCUCAUAUUUUUACUCAGGUAGCUCGAUCCAAAUGGGACAUUUUGUCUGUAUAUACGAACGCAGAAGCCCCGUAAUUCACAAAUUCAACUAUGCUUAUGUAAUGCAGCACACACGAUACCUUUCCCGCUGAUUCACAACGAUGGCUUUCCGAGAUGGUACAUAUAAUAAGGCUCGAUGACGCUGAAACACAUUUAUCGUAAGCAAUGUAUAUCGACCACCGGAUUUCAUAUAUUUUUGCGUUAUUUGGAGAAUUUUCACUAACUUUAGUAAUGAAGACGCCACAUAGAAAGUCGCACUUUUCUUCAAGAGUACAAAUAUGAGGAAUAUUCGUGUUCCAACAUUCCCCAAGAUGAGAGUCUCCCAUUGUCCGACACAUCUUUCCUUCCAUCUACAAAUUGCUAGCAGUGCCAAAAAAUGUGAGAAAGUGCGCAUUCAUCGUGUAGACAAUAAUGUUUGUUCAUAAAAUUUGCCGCAACGAGA